GGUUCCAAUAGUUUUUCUCCCAUUGUGUUUCGUGUAGGCUUACCCUGGCAUGACGUUUUGAUAACUGUGUAAAUCUCUCUUGGACAAGGUGACUUUUAUCAAUAUAUUCACCCCACAAAAAUGAAAUGCUAAUCAGCUGCUAAUGUAGCUAUCAUGAAGAACUACAAACGACAUGAUGAUCUGGACGAGACUGCCGAAUCAAGGCAAAGUUACCGCAUUGGGAUGGUGGCAAGCUGAAAGUUCGCUUCAUAUACUUGUCAAAUAGAAGCUCUUUCAAAGUGACGAGCUGUCCUAUGGAGGGAUCAAUGGUUCCUCUCUUUUUAGGGGCUGAUCUCUUCUCAAACACUGAUAUCCGCACAGAGAACCAUCCCAGAUAUCAUGCAAAGUUUGCAAAGAAAGGAUUGGCAACUAAACUAAAUUUCUCCUCAGCUUUUAGAUUCCAUGGACUGAGGGUACCCACUGCCAACAAUUGCAUGUGGUUCUACAGCAUCCAAGGUGUUUUUCGAGUGGCCUUUGAAAUGUAUAGUAAACAAGAGCAGCUCUCUGUGUUGGAGAACUUUCAGGAGGUAUGGAAGUCCCGCCUAAAUGACAUCCCACUAAAGAUGAACUACAACCUGAGUGUCCAGCUGGAUCCUCCACCGCCCCAGAUCGUUGUGGAGAUGUAUGACCAAGACCUAAAGCUCAAACUGAUGUCCCGGAAUCCCCAAGGUUACCCAUCUCAAUCUGUGGAAAUCCCAGAGGCAGACACAGGCCCUUCAGGUGACACUUCAGCAGACCACGAUUACUGCUUUCUGCCAAAUGAGAGUAUGCCAGCACAGCCAGUCCAUCUAUGUCCCUCCAUCUUAAGUCAAAAACUGCAGGGCUUGGAGGACAAGCUGAGCUCUGAGAAACAGCUGGGGACCGACCAGCAGGAGACCAUACUGCUUCUGUUGGAGAGCAUUGAGCGCUGUGUGAGCAGGCCCCUGGAGGAGAGGGAUGUGGCGGACAUUGUACUAGCUCUGCUAGAGGCUCGGAAGUGGGGCUCUGUGUACUCCAGCCACCUGCUUCACUCUAUAGGCUGCUGGCUUGGCCAGCAGUUCCAUGGAGCCAACAGUAGUAUCAGCCAGCAGGUAGAGGGCUUCAAGGUGCGGCACAUAGAGCGAAUCACAGAUCUGCCACCUGCAGAGGAACUGGCCUCAGAGCUUUUUCCAGAGGCCAUGCGAACACUGCUGCUCCACUGGAUGGGUCUGAGUGAUGACUCAACCCUGUGGAAGAGACAGAGUGAGUACCCCAUCCUGCUCCUAAUCCUGGAGUUUGCCAACCACAACCUCAUCACUGGUGUUGCACAUGUGCUUUACUCAAGUCUUAAGGUGAAUUUAGAUUUAGCCAACUCAAAAGAGUUAAGUACCGAAGAAAGUAAAACUACUGUUGUAAAAAAAACUACUCAAGUAAAAAUUACUUAAGGGUAAAUGAGUUACUUUUAAAUUUAAAACAUUGAUUUAAUUGAUAAUUAGCUAUUUUUUUUCCACCCGAACAUUGUUACCAUAUAGAUCAUGUUGAAUUUCUAUUAUUAGUAUUCUAGUUCCUAAUUUGUUACACAUUAUCUUUUCCAUGCAAUUACUUUAAAAGAGGAAUUUAAUGUAAAAUCUAUUAAGAAAUGAGGUGUUGUUUUUGCUGUAACAGUAAUGUUAUAGGCCCACUAUGCUAUGGUAUGUAUUAUAGUCGGUUCUGUAAUGUAAAAUGCCAAUUAUCAAUGUGAUCAAUGCAAGACAUUGAUUCAGCUUUGAUCUAACAUUUCUAAAUGAGCACCAUUGUGAGAAGUGAUCUUCUAUUUGUAAUAAUAAUAUGAGUAUGACUAUUAGGCAUAGGUAAUAGAUCUUUAUGAGAUAUCAUUUUAAGCAAUUGGAGCACCCUUCAUGGUGCUGAAAGUACAGCGCCAGGGUUGCACUGUUGGGGCAAAAUGGUUUUGUUAGUCUAAUGCUAUUUAAAUGCUUGAAUUGAAUAGUACUUUACACUAGUAAUUUUCCCUGCAAUUGCUUCAAUAAACUCUUAUUGCUGA
Messenger RNA from Oncorhynchus kisutch (coho salmon), 2038 nucleotides. RefSeq lists its product as uncharacterized. The transcript is spliced from 5 exons. The coding region runs from base 294 to 1442 and encodes 382 amino acids. The record is from RefSeq and is a predicted model, not a curated record. Lineage: Eukaryota; Metazoa; Chordata; Actinopteri; Salmoniformes; Salmonidae.